Anneissia japonica is the source of this 6913-nucleotide messenger RNA. Its product is annotated as tyrosine-protein phosphatase non-receptor type 14-like. Bases 224 to 3886 code for a protein of 1220 amino acids. Gene Ontology annotation, cellular component: cytoskeleton. Lineage: Eukaryota; Metazoa; Echinodermata; Crinoidea; Comatulida; Comatulidae. The record is from RefSeq and is a predicted model, not a curated record. Gene Ontology annotation, molecular function: protein tyrosine phosphatase activity. Gene Ontology annotation, biological process: protein dephosphorylation. The transcript is spliced from 16 exons.
CAAGGUAUUCCCCGUGUGUGUUGUAAGAAGAGGUGGAGUUGUGUUUUCUCUUGGCUGAACAAAAUACUGUGUUCGUUGGUGUUGUCACAUAUAUUUCAAAAUUAAGGAAUUAAUUAUUUUAUUAAUUUAAAAUGCUUCUAUGAUGUUCAUUUCAGAGUAGUGUAAGGUAAAUAUGAAUUAUAAUUACAAAGGAUAUAGACGGAAAUAAACUGCACCAUCCAAGAUGCCGUUUGGAUUAAAGUUUAAAAAGACUCGGAGAUAUUAUGUCUCGGGAAAGAACUCGUUUGUAGCGAGAAUACAACUCCUUGAUAACACUUUCAUGGAAUGUACCCUGUCUGUUGAGGGUACAGGUCAGGAUUGUUUGGAAAUUAUUGGCCAAAAGUUAGAACUUGAGGAGUUGAUGUACUUUGGGUUAUUGUACAUAAAUAAGAAUUAUAAGUUACGAUGGGUUGAGUUGGAAAAACCAUUAAAAAAGCAGUUGGAUAAAAAUGGCCAUGAUACUCUUCUUCGAUUUGGUGUGAUGCUGUAUACGUCCAAUGUACAGAACCUGCAACAGGAGAUCACAAGGUAUCUGUAUUUUCUGCAACUGAAGAGUGACAUCAUAGAAGGGAUACUGCCAUGCAGUCUGGAGCAAGCCAUUCUACUUGCCAGCUAUGCUGUUCAAGCUGAGUUUGGAGAUUACGAUCCUGAUCAUCACACGUUGGAAUUUCUGAAAGACUAUAUUCUUCUGCCAAAGAACAUAAAGAUUGAUAACGAGGUCCAAUCUGAGUUACUACAGGAAGUAAUCAACACGUAUAAACAGCAUAUUGGCCUGUCGCCCGAUAUGGCAGAACUUGCCUACAUAUCAGAAUCGUCGCAGCUUGAUGGCUACGGACAGGAAUCGUAUCCUGCAAAGGAUGAGCACGGAUAUGAUUUGCUACUUGGUGCUUCAUUCAUUGGAAUAUUUGUCAAACACUUGAAUGGACAACCAACUGUUUACUUCAAAUGGAAUGAUAUUGUCAAUGUGACUCAUUCAAAGAGGUUAUUUGGUAUCGAAAAGGCUCACAGUGAACAGACGAUAUUCUUUCAGAUGGAGGAUGCGGAGAAUGCUAAAUAUGUGUGGAGGAUGUGCAACACACAGCAUCAGUUUUAUAGAAUUAAUCUAGAGAAUCAGAGACAAAAUAGGAAUGAAGUGUCGCUGGAUGGUCCAACGCGAGGCCUCACAAAAUCUCCAGCUACAUCGUCCAUUGAGCGAAGACCGACGCUAGUCAACAGACACCAUGCUGAUACGCAAAACCAUGUGAUAACGAAGAGACCCCAAAAACAACUGUCAACUUCAGAAAGUGUAAAUGAUACAGAUGGUUUGCCUUCACCAUCAUCACCAAAUCCAGAAAUUAUUCAUUUCGCUGAUGGAUCCAAGGUGGAUCAUAUUAAUAACCAUGGAAAUGUUUUGUUAAUUGAGAAUGGCUUGUCCAAUCAUGCGCAUAGUAUAAACUCUUUAAAUCAAGGAAUGCAGUUGCACAUAUCACCAAUGUCAUCAAACUUGAGUGUGGCAAGUAACGAGCCGCGGACCGCCUUGUCCCCGCUUCCGGCCUACAGAGCAAGUCCCGAUUAUAACACUGUCUUACGUGCAAAGCAAAAGCUUGCGGAGGUUGGCGAGCAUAGCCAGAGUCUGGGAAACCUCGGUGUUGGCCAUGUUUACCAUAAUGGAUUAUAUUACGAACCGAAUAGUGUCUAUGGUGCUGCAAUGAAUGGAUCGGGUCCCAGGCAAAUGACACUUAGUUACAGCAAUCCUAACACAAAUAUAUCAAGUAGUGUAAUUGAUACAUCAUCGGAGUCGCUACAAUAUCCUUCGGUGAAUCAAAACCUGUAUAAUCAAAUGAUGUUGACUUAUAGUACACCGGAAUUAAGCAAACAGUACCAUUCAGCUGAGGAAUACGUAACAGAAAAACUGUUGAAAAAUAAAUUCAAACCUCCACCGCCUUAUCCACGAGGAAGCACCAGUACUCCGGACCUUGCCAGACAUUCCAGCUUCUCAGUAAGUCACAGCAGUCCGGAUUUGGUAAGCAGACGAUUGCGCUCUUCGAUUGAGCCAGUGCAGGAGGUCACGGAUAAUAUAGCGACCACUAACUCAUCCAGUGGCAACGUAGUGCAUGUUAGUAAUGUGGAUUUGUCACAGUCGCUACCUGUUGAAGGGUUUUCCAACUUGCACCUAAAUAGCAACAUCAGCCCUCCUGUAAUGCACCCAUUAAGGCGUCAUGAACAACAGCAUCUGAAUUACUAUAACGGUCUAUCGCCCUUGCACAUGAGGCCUGGGUAUCUAAAUUUUUCGAACCCUGAUCCUCAGUUAGUUCCCCUUCAAAUUUAUCAAUCAGACCCUGCUUUACGAGACAAUCAUAUACCCCAUUCGCAUCAUGUUGUGCGACCGCCGAGCGAUUUUGCUGAUACCAGUGAUAUGGACUCGCCUAAUAUUAUUUAUAGCCCUCCACCGGCAUAUAAGCAUGUGCCAGGUGUGUCCAGUGGAGAGGUGUUCUUCACUCAGAAUGGUUAUAUUCCAGAGGAACACAGAUCUCCCACAAGCCCUUUGUCUCCCAGACAAUUUUCUCCAAAGCAGUUAGAAAGAAGUGCUGAAAUGCAAGAGCUAAAUACAUCUCAGUUCGCACUGCAAAAUUAUCAUGAAACAAAUAUCGUACAAUCACGGCCAAGAACAUUAUCCGCACCCGAUACGUUGCAGGAAACGCAUUUUGGUGCUUCCAUGCCAAUGUACGAACAAGUAACGUCAGAUUCAUCUGUAACUAUGUCUCCAGUUUCAAACCAACCUCCGCUAAGCCCGAGUCAUAUGAGUGUAAGUUCAGUAACUACUACCGGAAGUGGUACAACAGAUUCUGACUCAGAAGGACCUUGUAAAGAAAAAGAUGAGGAUGAGGAUAUAAUAGGACCCCUCAAGUUGGCAGCGAUGAACGGUUUGACACUCAUCCGUCCAGGAAAGACAAAUGAUGAUGCCUCCACGCAUUCAAAGCACCCAAGGGAUGCAAGGCGCAAGAUCUUGGAAAAUCAGAUCACAGAAGGACAAGUAUUUACAGAGUAUGAGAAAAUUGCCAGACGUAAACCAAAUGCAUCAUACUAUACAGCUCAACUGCCGGAUAAUGAAGGCAGGAAUCUGUUCCCGGAUGUACUUCCAUAUGAGGAUACUCGGGUUAAGCUGGCUACAAUGGUAGACAACAGCACAGGGUACAUCAAUGCCUCACAUAUACGUGUACCCAUUGCUGGCGAAAUUGUGCACUACAUUGCAUCUCAAGCACCAAUGGAGAACACUGUUAAAGACUGGUGGAGGAUGAUUUGGGAACAAGAAGUCCAAGUCAUUGUCAUGUUGACAGCUCUUGAGGAAGAAGGGAAACCAAAGUGCCAUCCUUAUUGGCCUAACUUCAACACACCCAACAACAUGGUUGAGUUUGGACCUUUCAAGAUAAUCGGACAAUUUAGCAAUGAUUCUGGUUGCUAUAUAACAAGUGGUCUAACAAUCCGGCACAUUCCAUCUGGUGAGCAAAGAACAGUAUGGCAUCUCCAGUACACAGACUGGCCAAACCAAGGCUGUCCGCUCGACGUCUAUGGCUUCUUCACUUUCAUUGAGGAGUUCCAGUCAGUUUGUCGCCAUGCCAACGGUCUCCAUGAGAAGCCUGUAGCAUCGCCUGUAUUGGUUCACUGUGUUGCUGGUGUUGGAAGGACCGGUGUUCUUAUCCUGACCGAUGCCAUGAUCAACAGUCUGGAGCAUAAUGAAGAAAUCAACAUUGCCAAAAUGCUAAACCUGAUUCGCCAGCAACGGAUGUUUAUGAUACAAACGGUUGGUCAAUACCAGUUUGUAUAUAGAACACUUAUACACUCGCUUAAGAACACACGACUUAUUUAAGUAGGAAGAGAUUCUACUCUAAAUAUUUAUAUACAUCAAAAUGUAUUCUUUUUUUCCUUCAUUAAGUAUUAUUUUUAAAUUAUACAUACCUUGCAGUUUUCGAAUUUUGCUAUUAUUAUAUAAUAUAUUAUUAUUAUUAUAUAUAUACUGUCUUGUCUUGGUAUUAUUUACAUAAUCUAUUUUUGUUUAAAAAAAUAAAACAGCCAUAUUGGAUAGACAUUUAACCCUCAAUUAUUCCACCAAAUAGUGUAGUGCUUGUUAGCAAGACCAUAUUCAUUAAAAAAUUAACUUAAAUAUAGCUUGUCAAGAAUGGAGCAAAUUUAAGGAUUUACAUUAAAACCCAUUUAGGUUUUACACAUUUAAUAAUUAACCAAUAAAUACAUAAAUAAAUAUUUACCUACCUGCAGUUUCUAAACAUGAGAACAGAUAUCAAUCAAUCAAUCAGUGUGUCAUUUAAUUUAUAUGCCACCAUUCCAACAGUCAUUGUAUAGAUAAAAUAAAGAUAGAGUAUCUAUGCCAUAUAAGCCGUUUUUUGUAUUAGGCUACUGUGUUGAACUUAGCUUGUAUAUUAUGAUUGUAGUGCUAUUAUUAGAACUAUUAAUACAUGUGUGAAUCUUAAUGAUCGAACCCUACAUUCUGAUAUUGUCUUUAUUGCCUGUUCAAACCACAUAUAACUUGAUUUAUUUUGAAGCUAGUUGGUUUUUAAUAGAAAAUCUAGUAGUUGCAUCCCCAAUAAUGUUGUGCCUGACUGGUCAGGUUGACUUAUUCUACUUUCUUGUGAAGCUUUUAAUUAUCAAAAUGCUAUCAAAGAUAUUGUGUUUUGUUAUGUGUAGACUAAUUUGUAGCAUUAUUUAUAAGAUAGACAAACUUCUCAUAAUAAUGGUUAAGUCAUUGUAUCUGUUUUGUUAGUCCAAACAAAAUUCUGUUGUGUUAUUCAAUGGAAUUUGCAGAUACCAAGUACCAAUUAAGUACUGUAAUGACAUUUGGAAGUCUGGGUGAGUUGUUUUGGAAAAUGUAUUUUUAACUAUGACUAGGCCUAAUAGGCUGCUUACUCAACCUAUACAAUUUUUUUUUGGUAAAAUGAUAACCACAGAGAUAAAAUCCAUGGUUAGUGAUUCUAACUUAUUACUUUGUACUUUGAAAGUGUUUUUUUAUGUCAUACACUGCAUUUUGAGCCCCUUUUGUAAAAAAAAAAAUACCCAAAAUAAAUUAUCCAGCCCUAUAUUUUUAAGAUUUUUGGGUCAAGCAAGCUUUGGCAACAAAUCGUUAUAUUUUUUUUACCUUAUGUUUAGUACUUAAUAGUAUUAUAAAACUGCGAUUUGUUUCUGUAUGUGUUCCAUUAUCACAUUACAUACAAAAAUGACAUUCCAUAUAAAAAUAUCUACCAUAUUUUUUUUUUCAUGGGUGUAUAGAUCAGCAAAUUAAUAUACACAACAUGUUUUAUAUACUUUUAUAAUUCCAUGUUAUUUAUAUUUUAAAUUAAUAUUAUAUAUGCCAAGUUUACCUUUUUUUGGAACGUUCCGCAAAGGUAUGGUAAUCAUCUGUUCAUUAUAUGAGGCUUGCCGUCCCAAAAACCAGCGUACUGUCACUAAAUAUUAAACUGAGUAAUUUGCAUAAGAAUGUGACAGUAUUGUACACUUUAGUACAGAGAAGUUGUAAUACUUUUACUCAUAACUUUGGCAAUAGUAAGUCAAUUCUAGUAAAUGACCCAUCAUUAUAAAACUUAUAAUGUGGGGAAUAUGAAUAUAUAUUGAAAAGUCAAUUUUGGUUUUUAGUCAGUGAUGCUGGUUUUGGCAUCACAAGCCCCAUGUAUGCCGAGUUUACCUUUGUGGAACGUAGUAUAAAAUUAGAGGAAUCAUCUGUUACUAUAUUAUGUCAAUUCCAUUAUUUUUAAAGUAACUUGGCAUAUAUUUCUUCAUCUAGUUUAAGAAUCCUACUUCAAGGACUAUUAACCUCGCCUGUUAUUUGCGUAAUGCAUUUGUUUAAUAAAAACUAAUGAAUGUUUCUUAGAAUUAUUGGAAUAUAAAUAGAGGCUAGCUCAAGGUCACUAGAACAUAAUCUGAUGUUAUCAUAGAGUUGGUAACAUGAAACAUGAUACCAUUAUAUAUUGGUACACAUUUAAGUUUUUAUAUAAUUAAUACACCUUGUUAUGUUCCAAUUACUAUUCCAGAAAAUUGGCUUUAAAUUUGCAGUGAAACAUUAAUGAUGGCAGAUUGAAAUAGAAAUAUUAUUAAUGUUCCUACUUCGAUUUUCAAUAAUUAUUGUUCCAAAGAAGGAUAUGUUUAUAAAAUGUAUUAAUGAGUAGGGUAGUCAGUGGUGGAUCCAGGGUUUUAAAUUGGGGAGGGAAUUUUAUAGGUGACGGGCCCAGACUACCUCAGCCCCACAAUUGGGUGAGCCUGAGGAAUUAAAUUUUAUGUCUAUGGUACUUGCAAACUUAAAUUGGAGUUCAAUUUUCAUUUUCUCUUUCACUUUUAAAACCUGGCUGACAUCGAAUCUCCCUACCCCAGAUCUACCCAACCCCCUUCCUGGAUCUUCCCCUGGUAUUCAAUAUGUACAGUAGUACAAUGUAAAGUAUAGUGCUACAAUAUAGGGCUCACUUUAAAUGCAGUGGCCAUAUAUUUUGUUAUUUUGUAUUUUUUUUACUAUAUUUGUGUGUUUUUUAUACUGUUUUAUCUGAGUGCCACUGGUAGAGAUACAAUGUGCAAUACUUUUAUAGCUGUUUCCAGCUUAAUCAUUUUUCCUAUCUACUAACAAAGGUAGCUAAUAUGUAAAAGUUUGAUUACAGGUGUCCAAAAUGGUUUGAUGUUUUAUAAAGCAAAUCAUUAAGAAUGUCAGCAAAUUGGAAAGUGCCUGUUAUUGAUGCUGUUUCUACAAAUUUGUUUUCAAACACUUUUGUUUUGAUAUUCACCAAUAUUGGUGUGCAAACAGAAUUUUAUACAGAUUCUGUGGCGGUUUAGGGACCAGAAUCUUGUUAACUACAAUAUUAAUCCAAUUAUGUAUUGAAUAAAUAUUGAAUAUAGACUUUUA